AUGCCCGCAGCAUUCAACACGGCCCCGCCCAACGCCCCAGAGGCCAUCCUCACCUUCCCCGCGCCGCACAUCCUGCACGUCGCGAUGAACCGCCCGAAGAACUACAACGCGAUGAACGGCCCGCUCAACGCCGCCCUCGAGGAGGCGUUUGCGUGGUUUGACGCCGAGCCGAGCCUCUACGUUGCCAUUCUGGGGAGCACGAGCCGCAAGGCGUGGUGCGCGGGCGCGGACCUGCUGGCUUGGCAAACAGAAGGCAAGAACUGGAUGAAAACCACCAAGAACGGCUUCGGCGCGAUCAGCACCCGCAUCACCAAGAAGCCCAUCAUUGGCGCGGUGCACGGCCUCGCCCUCGGCGGCGGGUCCGAGAUGGUCGUCAACCUCGACAUGGUGAUCGCGGGCGAGAAGGCGACGUUUGGGUUCCCCGAGGUCAAGCGCGGCGUGUGGAUUGGCUUGGGGGGGUUGCCGCGCUUUGUCAAGCUCGUCGGGCAUCAGAAGGCCACCGAGCUCAUCCUCACCGGCCGCAACAUCUCGCCGCGCGAAGCCCUCGCGCUCAACAUGGUCAACUACGUCGUGCCCGACGACGAGGUCGAGGCGCGCGCGCUCGCGCUGGCGCAGGAGAUUGCUGAGAACUCGCCUGAUUCGGUGGUUGCGCAGUUGUAUGCCAUCCGCCUGACGCACGAAAACACGUCAUCCUUCGCCGCGCAGCGCCUCAUUGUCGACUCGGCGCCGAUCAAGGCGCUCGAGGAGGGCGACAACCUCGUCGAGGGCCUCGUCGCGUUCAAGGAGAAGCGUAAGCCGAACUGGACGCCGAGCAAGCUCUAGUGCGCACACAACGACGCGAGCGCAGCGAGCGUUGUGCGUGGCCGCCUGGCACGGCGAGCCCGAGCAGUACGUAGGGAUGAAGUCAGCAGAAGUG
Molecule: messenger RNA, 916 nt
Organism: Vanrija pseudolonga
Lineage: Eukaryota; Fungi; Basidiomycota; Tremellomycetes; Trichosporonales; Trichosporonaceae
Product: Mevalonyl-coenzyme A hydratase sidH
Exons: 4
Coding region: 1-822 (273 amino acids)
Biological process (GO): fatty acid beta-oxidation
Cellular component (GO): mitochondrion
Molecular function (GO): enoyl-CoA hydratase activity
Source: RefSeq, a predicted model, not a curated record